AUGCAGUACCCAUCUCCCAAGCCUCCUCACACCCCGUCUUCGUUAUCAACUCCAGCCAUGGCCACCACUGCUUCUGCCACCCUCCUUUCUCUCUCUCUCCUCCUCACCCUCUCCACCGCCACUGUCGCACAUCCCGAUCUCGUUCUAACAGUAGUCAACAACUGUCCCUUCACAAUCUGGCCAGCCAUCCAACCCAACUCCGGCCUCCCCGUCCUCGAGAAAGGUGGUUUCGCCCUUGAAACAUUAAACCACCGCUCCUUCCCAGUCCCCGAACAACCUUGGUCCGGCCGUCUCUGGGGCCGCACCGGCUGCACACACUCCAACGGCCGCUUCAGCUGCAUCACCGGUGACUGCGCUGGGAAACUCGAAUGCGCAGGCCACGGUGGCGCAACUCCCGCCACCUUAGCCCAGUUCUCUCUCCACCACGGCCAAGCUGACUUCUCCUCCUACGGCGUCAGCCUCGUCGACGGUUUCAACCUCCCCAUGACGGUGACACCCCACGAAGGCAAGGGCAAGUGUCCGGUCGUCGGAUGUAAGGCUGACUUGCUAGCGACUUGUCCGGCGAGUUUGCAGUUCCGGUACCCGGCGGGUCAUGGGAAGGUGGUGGGUUGUAAGAGUGGGUGCGAGGCUAUGGGUACGGACGAGCUGUGUUGUAGAAACCAUUACAAUAGUCCACAGACGUGUAGAGCUUCAAGCUACUCUGAGUUCUUCAAGCAUGCUUGUCCGGCUACAUUUACGUACGCCCAUGACAGCCCUUCUCUCAUGCAUGAGUGCUCGUCGCCACAUGAGCUCAAGGUCAUUUUCUGUCACUAG
Molecule: messenger RNA, 813 nt
Organism: Ilex paraguariensis (yerba mate)
Lineage: Eukaryota; Viridiplantae; Streptophyta; Magnoliopsida; Aquifoliales; Aquifoliaceae
Source: the annotation of a GenBank genome assembly